Molecule: messenger RNA, 980 nt
Organism: Ipomoea triloba (trilobed morning glory)
Lineage: Eukaryota; Viridiplantae; Streptophyta; Magnoliopsida; Solanales; Convolvulaceae
Product: pathogenesis-related thaumatin-like protein 3.5
Exons: 2
Coding region: 24-860 (278 amino acids)
Biological process (GO): defense response
Cellular component (GO): extracellular region
Source: RefSeq, a predicted model, not a curated record
UCAAUUUCUUCUUACCAAACAUUAUGGCUGCAUUUCAUCUCCCAAUUUUCUUCACUUUUUUCUUUAUAUUUUCAGGGGCAAGAAUUUGUGAAGGUGCGAGAGUUUUCACAAUAGUAAACGGGUGCAAAGAAACGAUUUGGCCGGCGGUGAUCCCGGGGGAUAACUUCAACGGCGGCGGGUUUGCAUUAAAACCCGGCCAGUCCGUGGUUUACACGGCCCCGGCGGCGUGGAGCGGGAGAAUAUGGGCCCGAACCGGGUGCAAUUUCGACCGGACCGGCAACGGUUCGUGCCAAACCGGCAGCUGCGGCACAACUCUGAAAUGCUCAGGCUCGGGCAAAACCCCGGUCUCGCUGGCGGAAUUCACCCUGGCCGCCCCGGACUUCUACGACGUCAGCCUCGUCGACGGCUUCAACGUGCCGAUGUCGGUGACGCCGCUGAACGGCAAGGGGAAUUGCAGCGUGGCCGGGUGCGUGGCGGACCUGAGGCCCAACUGCCCGUCGGAGCUCGCCGUUAAAGCCGACGGGAAGACAAUCGCGUGCCGGAGCGCGUGCGAUGUUUUCAAUACCGACGAGUACUGCUGUAAGGGCAAUUAUGGGAACCCCUCGACUUGCCAGCCCACCUAUUACUCCAAGAAAUUCAAGACGGCUUGCCCCACCGCGUACAGUUACGCGUACGAUGAUCCUACCAGCAUUUUCACUUGCUCCUCGGCCGACUAUGUUGUCGCUUUCUGCACCUCCAAGAAGCGCCAAGUAUGCUCGUACCACGACCACCGCCUCGGAUGCAGUGGAUCAAAUGGGUUCAGAUCGUUAAUCACCGGAUUCUUGAUGGUUCUUGCACCUAUUUUAUGCUUCAUUUUUUAAAUAUAUAUGCAUGUUCACACAGGAAUGGAAAAAUACUAUACAGUAUAUAUGUCUAUGUAUCCUUGUAAUGAAGAGUAAGUGAAUUCUUCUUUAUCAAUAUUAUUAUUCUUUUUUUUUUUU